Hypomesus transpacificus is the source of this 2974-nucleotide messenger RNA. It is a transcript of the gene sytl4, whose product is annotated as synaptotagmin-like 4. The record is from RefSeq and is a predicted model, not a curated record. Gene Ontology annotation, biological process: intracellular protein transport; exocytosis. The transcript is spliced from 18 exons. Gene Ontology annotation, cellular component: exocytic vesicle; plasma membrane. Lineage: Eukaryota; Metazoa; Chordata; Actinopteri; Osmeriformes; Osmeridae. The coding region runs from base 307 to 2400 and encodes 697 amino acids. Gene Ontology annotation, molecular function: small GTPase binding; neurexin family protein binding.
UCUUCCGGAACUUGGCUGUCUCUAACCAACGCUGAAAGUCAACAGUUUCAGGCUCAGCAAACGGAGCUCUUGGGAAACUGGGAAAACAUUCAAUCGUCGAGUUUGCGGGGUCAUCUCAGUUGAUUGGCGCUACGCUGGGUGCUGCGCUGGAUCUAUCUCUGUAAUUGCCCAUCUCCAGCAGGGCAGAGAAAGUUCUCUGACAGGCUGGCAGUAGCCCCGCUGCAUGGAGGAGGAGGAAAAGCCAGGUGUGUGUCCUAGGGUGACCAGCCCACGGGCCAGGGGGGGUAACCUGGGAGAGAAGGAGCCAUGCCCAAGGGUGAAGACAUGAUCAACCUGUCCUUCCUGACCGAGUCGGAGCGGGACUUGAUCCUGGAGGUGCUGAGGAGAGAUGAGGAGCUGAGGCAGGCCGAGGAUCAACGCGUACGGAAGUUGAAGGCUGAGCUGCUGGACAUCAAAAGGAAGGGAGCCAAGCGCAGCAGUGGGAGGUACAGUGAGCGCAGCUGUGGCCGGUGCCAGGAGCCACUGGCUCGCCUGACAGUCAGCUCCUGCCAGUGUAGGGCCUGUAAGCACCAAGUGUGCCACAACUGCCGAGCUGUGCGUCCCAAUGGAUCCUGGGUGUGCAGUGUGUGUGCCAAAGAGGCUGAAAUGAAGAAAUGUACGGGGGACUGGUUCUAUGACCAGCGAGUGAACCGCUUCUCCUCAACCACCGGACAUGAUAUAGUGAGAUCCUCUCUAAAAAACAAGCCUGCGUGUGUGAAGAAGAGAGAGACGGUGGGAGAGGUGCUGCUGCAGAGCUCUGAGAUGAAGCUCAGCAAUCCAACCCCAGUCCCCCGGCCCAGGCUGAAGGACUUGGCAGCCAACAGCCAGGGGGGACAACCCCAGACGGCUGUUGAGUCUAGAGAGCAGCAGCAGCAGCGCAGUGACACAGAGUCUGCCGAGAAAACCAGUCUGAGCAGUUCUAAAACGGGGACAGAGUCAUCACGCGGGACCCCUCUUCUCACCAGGAAGGAGCUGUCCACGGGUCGGUCAAGUACAGCAGGCUCCAGUACAAAUGUCUCAGACAGCGUCAGCGACCAAAGCUCUGUCUCGAACACAGACACUGCCCGGAUUGGGAAGCGGGCCAGUCCCAGGCCAGGCUGUGCACCCAUGGAGGAAGACAGGCUGUUUAAGAAGAGUGUCAGAAGUGGUGCUAAGACCUCCGAGUUCACGUCGACGGUGGAUCUGCGUAAGGACGAACAGGAGGAAGCAAGAGCGCCCUCAAUGGGGGACAGGAGCAAGUCUGUGCCGGGCCUCAAUGUACAGGAUGAGGAUGAAGAUGAGGAUAUAGAUAACUUGGUGAGCAUCCAUAGACAGACUGUGGCCUCCAGUGUCUCCAAUCUCAGAGGCUCCAAGAGCACACUGGGCAGUCUCAUGAGCAUCUACAGCGAAGCAGGAGACUAUGACAGCGUGGAGGUGAGCGGGGACAUCGUGUUCUCACUCAGCUACGAUGAACACAGCCAGACCCUCAACAUUGUCAUCAAGGAGUGCCACUCCCUGGCCUACGGGGACGCCACUCGCCAACGCUCCAACCCGUAUGUGAAAUGUUACCUUCUCCCUGACAAGUCUCGCCAGAGCAAGAAGAAGACAAGCAUUAAGAGGAACACAGUCAGCCCCACCUACAAUGAAACUCUGAAGUACUCCAUCAGUCGCUCCCAGCUGGCCUUCCGCUCCCUCCUGCUCUCCGUGUGGCACCAUGGCCGCAUCAGUCGCAACGCCUUCCUGGGAGAAGUGGAGGUACCACUGGACAGCAGGGACCUCGACGCCACACAGGAGGAGUGUGUGCUACUGAUGGGCAAAGCGUCCUCUUCAGGGCAGUCCUCGGCCUUCGCCCAGUACAAAGGGGAACUGGUGGUCUCUCUGAAGUAUGUCUCAGCCAAAAACCCAGCCAUCGACAAGACCAAAGGCAAGAAGGCGAAGACAGAGGAAGGAGGGGAGUUACACAUCCUUAUCAAAGAGGCAAAAAACCUGACGGCUAUGAAAGCAGGGGACACGUCAGAUUCCUUUGUAAAGGGGUACUUGUUGCCAGCAAAAGCCAAGUCCAGUAAGAAGAAGACUCCGGUGGUGAAGAAGACUCUGAACCCUCACUAUGACCACACAUUUGUGUACAAGGAGAUGUCUCUGGAGCAGCUGAGGACCAUGAGCUUGGAACUGACCGUGUGGGACAAGGAGGCCAUGGGCUCGAAUGACUUCCUGGGGGGAGUUCGCCUCAGCACAGGCACAGGCACAAUGAAAGUGGGAAAGGAGGAUGUGGAAAUGGACUCAGCUGGGGAGGAAGUGAGUCUGUGGGAGAAGAUGAUGCAGUACCCUGACUCAUGGGCAGAGGGUACUCUUCCAUUGCGCUCCUCUAUGGGCAAGAACUAGGGCAAGUAAGGACAGUGCCUGGACACGGAUGAAAAGCCACAAUGAUUUAUCAGGUUUCACAAUGAUCAUGACUAUCUGUUGAUCCUGUUUUAUUGUACCCACAAACACCACACCCAUGGCCUUCUUGAAGGUUUAGAUUUUUAUCUUUAAUCUUGUCGUUAUGAUUUUUUACUUGUUGAAAGGCAUUUUAAAUCAAAUGUAGCACUUACAGAAUAGUUCACAAUUGUUCAUAGUGCACGUUUUGUACACUGAAAGCACUACUCAUUAUAAACAGUGGUUUUAAAGGGGGUGCUUUUCUCUUGCACUAGUUAUCCAGUUAUCCAGGUUUGUAAAACAGAUAAUCUAGCUAGCAUCCUUACUAAUGAUUUAUGGAGACAUCAAGCUUGUAGUGAAUAUACAUAUGUAUAUAUUGUUGUUGCACAAAAUUACAUGUAUUCUUAUACACAAUGCUCUUCAUUUGUAGACAGCAAGGUAAAUAUGUCUUUCAAAUAUUUUAAUUAUUUUAACAUUUUAAGUUUAUUUUGAAUCAUGCCUGUAUAAAAUAGUUUAUUCACAUAAUAAAUAUAUGAACUGA